Messenger RNA from Anarrhichthys ocellatus (wolf-eel), 3343 nucleotides. RefSeq names its product metalloreductase STEAP4-like. The transcript has 9 exons. Gene Ontology annotation, molecular function: cupric reductase (NADH) activity; ferric-chelate reductase (NADPH) activity. Bases 36 to 1448 code for a protein of 470 amino acids. The record is from RefSeq and is a predicted model, not a curated record. NCBI's taxonomy places the organism in Eukaryota, Metazoa, Chordata, Actinopteri, Perciformes, Anarhichadidae. Gene Ontology annotation, cellular component: plasma membrane; endosome. Gene Ontology annotation, biological process: copper ion import.
GGGGGAACAUAACAGUGGUGAAUAGACUGUUGGAGAUGAUGAAGCCAGAGAGUGUGUUGCUGCAUCCUCUGGGCACAGCAGCUGCCCCUGUGCCAGAGAUGCUGUGUAUCUUCGGGACGGGGGACUUAGGGCGCUCUCUGGGCCUGCGUUUGCUUCAGUCUGGCUACAGGGUGGUGUACGGCAGCCGCAGACCUCACAGCUGUGGCCCCUUGCCUCAGGGAGCUCAGGUGAUGAGCCACACAGCAGCAACCCAAUCUGCCAGUCUGAUCUUCAUUUGUGUUCACAGAGAACACUACGCAUUCCUGGAGACAAUGGCUUCUCAUCUUAAAGAAAAGGUGCUGGUGGACCUCAGUAACAACCUGAAGAAAAACUUGUACCCAGAAGCCAAUGCCGCCUACCUGCAGAGACUGGUCCCUGGAGCUGCUGUGGUGAAAGGGCUUAACACGCUGUCUGCCUGGGCCUUGCAGAAUGGACUUCUGGCAGGAAAACAGGUGUACCUGUGUGGGAACAGUGCAGAAGCAAAGCAGGCAGUAGCAGAGAUGUCCACUAAGCUCGGCCUCACUGUUCUGGAUAAAGGGUCUCUGUCAGCAGCCAGAGAGCUGGAGGACUUCCCCCUGCAGCUUUUCCCAGAGUGGAGGCUCCCGCUACAUGUGGCCGUUGGCCUCAUCGCCUUCUUCUUCUUCUAUCUGCUCAUUAGAGAUGUCAUCUACGCUUAUGUUGAACAGGGGAAAGACAUCUCCUAUAGAAUUACAGUGGCCCUGGGCAAUAAGGUGUUUCCUAUUGUGUCUCUCAUCAUGUUGUCUCUGUGUUACCUGCCUGGUGUCAUAGCUGCCUUCCUUCAGCUCUACAGAGGUACCAAGUACAGACGCUUCCCUGAUUGGCUGGACUGCUGGAUGCUGUGUAGGAAGCAGAUGGGUCUGAUUGCACUGGCCCUUGCUUUUCUCCAUGCCAUCUAUACAUUUGUCACUCCUACUCGCUAUUCUGUCAGACACAAACUCAUCUCGCUUGUGGUGGAUGAGAUGAAGAACAAUAAAACCACCCCGUUUUACUUUGAUAACACGGAGGCAUGGGGCCAAGACUCAUUCUAUGUGCUGGGAAUCCUGGGCUUCUUUCUUUAUGUCCUGCUAGGACUAACAUCCCUGCCCUCGGUGGGAGGCUCUCUCAGCUGGAGAGAGUUCAACUUCAUUCAGUCUAAGCUGGGCCACCUGACCCUGAUCAUAUGCACAACGCAUGGCUACAUUUACGGCUGGAACAAAUUCCUUCAACCCUCUACCUACAAAUGGUACACUCCUCCUGGCUACAUGCUCUGUCUGAUUGUGCCUUCUGUGGUGCUGGUGCUGAAGGCACUGGUCCUCCUCCCCUGCGUGGAUCGAACCCUAACCCGCAUUCGACAAGGCUGGGAGAGGACACAGCCGGACGAGGAGAUGGUUAAGGCCACCAACCUGUGAACUCUGACCUCUGAAGUCAUCUGAGAUGCUGGUUAUUGAACGUCUAUGUCAGUUGUUAUUUGAGGUUAAAAUAAGUCCUAAACUGGUCAUAACUACAGUAUACAUUUCAAAUAGUAUAAGAAUACUGAUGAUCAUAUAUUAAAAAAAAAACUUCACAACUUAACUUAAUCAUUUUCUCAAAUGUACUGUUUGGGUGGGGGAAGUCUCUUAUUAUUCAGGUUGGUAUGUGGAAUGAGUAAUAGCAAAACAUAUCCAAAGAUAAUUUCUUCCAUGCUGGUGCAUGAUUGUGUCCUUUGAUCAGUCGGUAAUGCCUCCUCUCAAUUGUUCAAAAGCCAAACAAAACAAAAAAGUAUAGUGUAUUUCAGCCAAAUGAACAGGGUUCUCUGGAUUUAAAUGUUUUUAAUGUCUAUUUUCUUUGAGCUUUGAAAAAAAACAACUGAUUUCAUGUUUGUGCUGUAUCUUUAUCACAGAAUGUGGAGAAAAAUAGAUUGAUAUCCCCCGCUGACCCAUUGUUUUGAUAAACGUAGGCAACAGUUUCUGCUUUCCUCUCUCCCCUCCCUUCAAGUUGUGCGAUAUCCCUGAGGUUGCUUUCUUUUCAGGAUGUUAUUGAUCUCCCUGUUUUCUAACACAAAUACCUUGCUUCCCAAACCUGCUUUCCUCUUAAGGGCAUGCAAGUGUGCACAAUUACACACUAUGCUUGCACAUAUACACUGUGAAGGAGAGUAAGGUUAAGCUAAUUAUAUUACCACAUGCAGACUCAACACACACGCGCACACAGAUGUACCCAUACAAGUGCCAACACCACAGUGGAUAACAGAUUUGGAAGCCAAAAGCAGACUCAGGAGGAAGAACAUGUGUCUGUUACAGAUCUAAAACAGGGUAACAGAGGGCUAAAGCAGGUAGAUCAUCAGGCCAUGUACAAGGAGGCAGAGCAGAAUGUAGGUUGCAUAACAUAGACAGUUUGUCAAUGGCAGGUGACUUGAUCAGCAGAUGAGCGGAGGUGGCAAAGUCAAUAGUGUCGGCUGGUGGUGCGGAAUGGCAGGUGUGGAACAACAAGAUAUGUUAGUAUGUACAACACUAAUCAGAUGAUCCAAAGUCAGUGGAGGGAAGAGAGGAGGAUGGAGCAGCUGUCUCCAUGACAGUCUUGUGCUACAAGAGAAAUAUUCGGUGCCUUUUUUGCCCAAAGCAGAACAUUUAGUCAGAGGCAUCCUGUUAUCUAGCAUCUAACAGCAUUAUCUGCAAACACAAUCUGCCAUCCCUUACACAUUCUCACACUUUAUUGUUCUCCUAUUACAAGAGAACUGCUGUUGGUUUUAGCUGAUAUCCUGCUGUUUGUCACUUUGUCAAGCCCCUCGGCGUCUGAUACCAUCGCACAAGGCACCCUUUAUGAGACACAUCGGGCUUUCACGUAGGUACAAUGUAAAUCCAUCCGUCUCAUUAUUAGACGCUCAGAGAAAAUGCUCAGGGAGUCUGAUGACGUAGUACGCUCUCAUACGGCGGUUAAAGCUGAUAAUGCUGUCCUGACCAACAGCGUCAUUGCCGAAGUUUAGCACCCACCCUCUGGUUCCUCUGUCAGUUUCUCUGUCAGCACUUUCGGCGUUGUUAGCACUGUCUGCUGUAAGCCUCCAUCUCACCCUUGCCAUGUUGAGAGCUGUUGAGAGGCGAAACGGCAAGAAUGUGUUAGAAACCUAUGUUGCCAUCCUUGAGGUUCAAUUCUACAAAGGCAAAAAUAAACUGCUGAAAUUGUGGGUGAAGACACACACCAUGGAAAAUUCACCCAGGAUUAAUCUGUGACAUGUACACUUGGAUGUUAAAUUAAAGGGAUAUAAUAAAAUGUGCUAUGCCAAAGGUUGCACAUAGCUUGAGUAACAACAUGAUCUUGACAUUAAAUUACU